Messenger RNA from Galeopterus variegatus (Sunda flying lemur), 1156 nucleotides. RefSeq names its product family with sequence similarity 96, member B (gene CIAO2B). The record is from RefSeq and is a predicted model, not a curated record. Gene Ontology annotation, biological process: iron-sulfur cluster assembly. NCBI's taxonomy places the organism in Eukaryota, Metazoa, Chordata, Mammalia, Dermoptera, Cynocephalidae. Gene Ontology annotation, cellular component: cytosolic [4Fe-4S] assembly targeting complex. Bases 1 to 636 code for a protein of 211 amino acids. The transcript is spliced from 6 exons.
AUGGAGAAAGCCUGGAAGGCACAAAGUACCAUCACAUCACCUUUGCCUUCGAGGCCACAUCGUUGCACGGGGAAGAGGGACACAGGCUGCUUCUCACAUCUGGCUGCUUCUCAGAUUGGCUUUAGGCUGUGGUUCCAGGCGCUUCUGUAUUCUCUGAGGGCCAGUAACCUUGCCUGGGGCCCCUUUCGAGGGGAUCAGGGUGCCACUCUAGCCAAAGAAUGUGGCAGAGCCCACCCCGGUCCCUGUCGCCCCCGACAGAGCCUCACCCUGGCCCCGGACGAGGAGAAGCAGGAGCCCACAGGCCAGGGCGCUCAGCCGCGCGCGAAGUCGGUCCAGCUGCGUGCACCACGGCAAGUCCGGGUGCAGGUGAGCGACCCUGAGAGCACAGUUGCUGUGGCCUUCACGCCCACCAUUCCGCACUGCAGUAUGGCCACCCUCAUUGGCCUGUCCAUCAAGGUCAAGCUUCUGCGCUCCCUUCCCCAGCGUUUCAAGAUGGACGUGCACAUUACACCGGGAACCCACGCUUCAGAGCAUGCAGUGAACAAGCAGCUUGCAGAUAAGGAGCGGGUGGCAGCUGCCCUGGAGAACACCCACCUGCUGGAGGUUGUGAAUCAGUGCCUGUCAUCACGCUCCUGAGCCUGGCUUUUGACCCCCAGCCUGCACACUGGUGUCCCGAUCCCAGCUCCACAUGGCCUUUUUUUUGUUGAAUCACUGACAAUGAGAAACUAACAUUUUGCAUUUUGUAAUGCACCCUUAAUUUAUAUUCAUUUCCCAGCAUGACUUAGCAUCUUUCAUCUUGGUGGAGUCACUUGGGGUUUGAGAGGGGGUGGUGGUUGUGAGUGCCUGUGCAGGAUGGAUCUAUGAGGUGCAGUUUAUUUAUUUAUUUAAAAAAUUUCUCUCAGUGUUUCAAUUAGGGAAAGUUACAAGUAUACCAAAAUAAAAAUUUUAAAAAAGGAAAGUGUAGUGUAUGAAUAUACCCAUAUACCCACCACCACCACUAGAUUCAACAGUUGUUGACCUGUGGAACACUGGCCUUAUUUUUGUGUAUGUAUGUAAAUAUAUUUGAGUAAGCUGCAGAGACGAUUCUUUACUUUUAAGUACUGCAUCCUACAUGUAUAACUGUAAGCCUAUAUAACCACAGUACUUUUAUCUGACC